UAUCUGAAGAAGAACUCUCUACCCAGUGCGAGAAGAACGUACCGCUUAUCUCGAUUAAUUCCAUUAUUUACACGCAGCUAUACGGCUGAUGUCUACUGAUGAUUAACAAGUGCUCACAAGGAGUAACUGACGCAUUUAGAACCAUCAGUUGUACACGCGUCUUUCACGAUACACACAAUACGCUUCUGCAGUCCAAAUCAUGAGAUCGCUUUUUGAUAAAUCAAGAUAUAUUUAGAACCCUGUCUUCGAACAUUUAGUCAUUACGAGAAAUCAAUGCCGUCAAUCGCUUCUCACUAAUUCCGUGUAAUUUCUUAUUUCAUCAUAUUUCUCGGAACGACUGCGCACGAUAGAGGUAAUCAAAGGUCACGAUGAUUAAAUAUAUAGUUUCUUCACAGAUGACGUGACAUGUAACAUUAGAAACGGGAAAAAAUGAGGAAAACCUUUAACUUAAAGACCACCGGACAAAGUCUGUUAUGUUCUCCAUGUUGACACGGGUAUUUUUAGUUUGGAUUAACCAAAUAUGGAACCUUCGGUCCCAGUCUUAGUUAACGUGGUACUUCUUUCACUGUCGCUACCAUUCUUGGUUAGCUGAUACCUUCACUUGACGUUGAAAUCGAAGUAAUUAUGGAUGUUCCAACGUUGAUGCAUAACCUAAAGGAGGAAGUAACUUGUUCUGUAUGUAUGCAGUUAUAUACAGAUCCCAAACAGCUGCCUUGUCUACAUACAUUUUGCCUACAAUGUCUUAACAAUGUUGCUCGAACAAGCAAACGAAAUGGCAUGAUAAGAUGUCCUCUUUGCCAACGUGAAGUAGCUGUGCCUGAUUGUGGUACAAUGGAGUCUUUACCAGACUGUUUUUAUCAAAAAAAUCUUCUGGAUAUUUUGGCCAUCAAGAAGUGCGGCAAUGCUAAAGUGACUUGCGGUAACUGUGGUGAGAAAAACGAGAAAGUGUCUUAUUGCUUCCAUUGUGGGGAGUUUUGGUGCAGUGUUUGUCUAAGUGGGCAUAAUAUCAUUCGUGCGAACAAGGAUCAUCGUGUUCUCUCAUUAAAGGAUUUCGAAGACAAAGACUUCGAAGAUGUUCUUAAACGACCGGCUUUCUGCUUGAAGGAACUCCACGAGCGACAAGUGCUGAAAUUUUUCUGUAAAAUGUGCAACGUCCCCGUUUGUCAAACUUGUGUCAUAGUCGACCAUGUCGGUCAUAAUGUUGAACAUUUGGAGUUAACGGCGAAAGCUGCCAAGGAAAACAUCAUGAUUCAAUUAGACUUGGCUAAAAGUGCUGGUAAAACUCACACAUACCUCAAAGAAGAGAUGAACGAAAUAGAAAAUUGCACUAAAGCCACCGUUGAAAAAAUAAGAAAUACAACCCAGUCAAUUAUUGGUAAACUUCAACAGUUUGAGCAAAAACUCACUUCAGAAGUUGAAGAUAAGGGCAAGGCAGCACUUGAAAAACUUUCAGUAAGAAGUACAGCAUAUCAGGCACAGUUGACCAAAUAUGAAGAAACCAUAUCACAGAUUGAACACUUGGUUAACAGAGGUACUGCAGCAGAAGUCGUGCAGUUGCAAUCCCAUGUCAGUAAGUCCCUUCAUGAAUUGAAGAUUGAACCCCCAUGUAGAAAUGAAGGUGAGGAAAGGUUAAUUUUGGACUUCAUUCCAAACCACUCUUUUCUUGAAAAGAUUGAUGAUCUUGGAAGUACAACACUGGGUACUCUGUCGUGUAGUGCAACUGUGGCAAGUAAGUGUACUGUAACUGCAAAACGUACAGCUAUGGUUGGUGAAGAGACAAAGAUUGAGAUUGUCUCAAGGAAUUCACGUGGGGAUCAGUGUUACAGCUCAAAUGACAGCAUUUCCUCAAAAUUUUCCCUUGUGGAAACAAACUGUUCAUGUGACUUUGUGUGGGAAACAGACUGUUCACGUGACUUUGUGUGGAAAACAGUGGAUGAGAAGAAUGGAAAGUAUAUAAUUUCCUUUUACAGUAAUUUGUUGGGAAAGGUCAGGGCUCAGUUCACAAUAAAUGGAGAACCUAUAAAGCAGACUUUACUUCUUAACAUAAAGGGGAGAAAUUAUGCAUCUGUGGCUGUGAGUCAUUCAGACUUUUAUAACCCAUGGGGAGUUGCUGUUAAUACCUCAGAUGACAUUUACGUUACUGACUUGAACAAUAAAAAAGUGCAGAUUUUGAGAGAUCAUGAGCCUUUUUCAAGAACCUUUGCACGUGGUGUGUUUUAUUCUCCUUCUGGAAUCUGCACUGAUUCUUCAGGAAGGAUCUAUGUCACAGACAGAGGUUUAAACAGAAUACUUCUGUUCAAUUCCAAACAUGAAUUAUGCAAAAAGAUUGGAGAUGAGGGAGGACUGAAAGAACCACGUGGGAUAUCACUAGAUCCUGAGGGAAACAUUAUUAUCUGCAAUUCAGGAAAAAGUUGUGUCCAACUGCUUUCCUCUGAAGGGGACCUUCUCCUAACCUAUGAUGGUAGAGCUUGUGGACUUCAAUUACCAUUUGACUGCACUUUCCAUGAAAACAAUGUAUAUGUGUCUGAUUUCAAAGGCCAUAGUAUCAAAGUUUUUAAUGACGUUAGAGAGUUUUUAUUUCAAUUUGGUGAAGAGGGAUCUGGGAAUGGCCAGUUUAAAUCACCAACAGGACUAGCAGUGGACAAAGCAGGAAAUCUCUUAGUUUGUGAUGACUACAACCACAGAGUGCAAGUUUUUACCAAAGAUGGAAGGUUCCUAUCAAAGUUUGGAUGUUAUGGAAAUGAAAUGGGACAGCUGAAUAAGCCAACGGGCUUGGCAGUCUGUCGGAAUGGUGACAUUGUUGUUGCAGAAUUUGGAAAUAAUCGUCUCCAAUAUUUUAGAAACUAGCUGGUUCUCUGGAUGGAAAUAUUCCUAGCAAGGUCUUCAUGCUAAAUUUCUUAAAAGAUUCAAUAAUUGUGACUUCAAUGUUUAAUGAGCUAAUUCUAAUAAUCACAAGUCAUGCUGGUAACUUGCCAUUGUCCCAAAUAGAAAAUUCUAAUCACUCAACAGAUAUAUUACAAUUGCAACUAUACUCGGUGAAUUUUUUUUCAGUGGAGUUUUGCUCAGAAGCAAAUGGAAUGGUGUUUCUGUAUUUUGAAAAAAAUCUGGAUAAAACCAGAGUUAAAAGCUUAUUCCAGUCACAUUUAGUAAAUUUACAUCUACCACUUUUUCUUUUGAUCUUGUUUCGAGGUUUGUCUCUUAUGAUUGUCUGAAUGAAAUCUAUAAACUAUGCUGUAAAAUCACCCCAUGAAGAAUUCUUUGGGCUAGUUUGCCUCAGAUAGUAUUAUACUAAAGCCAAAGGAAACACCAGAAUUAAUCUGCAUACUUUUAGCAUUUCACACUUUUGAGUUUUAAAAAUAUUCCGAAUUUGCUUCUGUUUCCCAGAUAAAGCAUUACAAAGUAGCUGUGGAGUUACUUAUAUUUACAUUCCAUACCCACUAAGUUUGAAAGGGACUUCUAGGUCUAACAAAGUGUGUUUAAUGCAGCCAUUCAAAUGUUUACUGUGUCAGCUUCUCUUUAUUUGCAACUUUCCUUUUUUGCAUUCUAUUAUAUUCAAAGUUCUUUCAUUCAGGUUUAACUAUUAUGUACAGUUGUUUACUGAGGAGUAUGGCUUCUCUCCAGAAAUGCAGUUGGAUUUAGCUCUUAACAAUUAGUUAAUUGAAUUUUAACCUACUGAGCAAUGUAUUUACAGACUAUCUUUUUCAAGUGAUAUGAACAGACUCCAAAAUUUGUAAUACUAGAUUUGUUCUGCUAUCUUGGUUGUAGCUUUCCAAUCUUAGCAGCCAACGCUGUCUCUCUUUCCUUAAGCCGUACCUCAACUUCAGCCUUAUGUAACAAAGGAAAAAAAAACUGAUUAAUAAUACUUUCAUGGGACAAGGACUUAUUUCUCCUUUAAGAGGAUUUAAAAACACCUUUGAGUUGUGUUGUGUUUCUGAGAGGGAAACUUGAGGGAAGUAUCUUGCCUUUAAACAUAUUAACAAGUGACUCUGGCUGAGAUUGAAGAAACUACUCCGUAAAUAAAAAUUAAUCCUUCACUCAAUGUAUUGUUCAAGUCUGACUGUGGUUGUUCAACAAGGCUCAGCUAUAAUAACCACCUGAAAAUUUCCCAACACUUCAUCAGCUACUUUCUUCACAAUAUUCUUGACCUGGGCGGGUUCUAUGGAUGAUAAAAUGUUCUCUGCAGUUUGAUCCUUGGAGUGGGCAACAUUAUCUGAAUGAGCUACAAACAAUUCAAAAGAAAACUAAUUAAACAUGACAUGGAAGUAUUACAACAGGACUGAAACUAAAGAAAAAUGAAAGAAAUAAAAAUUGUGAUAAAAAUAAGUAUUUUUUCCUUAAGAAAGGCUACAUUAGCUCAAACAGUAUU
Molecule: messenger RNA, 4366 nt
Organism: Pocillopora verrucosa
Lineage: Eukaryota; Metazoa; Cnidaria; Anthozoa; Scleractinia; Pocilloporidae
Product: E3 ubiquitin-protein ligase TRIM71-like
Molecular function (GO): zinc ion binding; protein binding
Source: RefSeq, a predicted model, not a curated record